Molecule: messenger RNA, 1069 nt
Organism: Habropoda laboriosa
Lineage: Eukaryota; Metazoa; Arthropoda; Insecta; Hymenoptera; Apidae
Gene: Cdk5alpha
Product: cyclin-dependent kinase 5 activator 1
Exons: 5
Biological process (GO): positive regulation of cyclin-dependent protein serine/threonine kinase activity; activation of protein kinase activity
Cellular component (GO): cytoplasm; protein kinase 5 complex
Molecular function (GO): protein kinase binding; cyclin-dependent protein serine/threonine kinase activator activity
Source: RefSeq, a predicted model, not a curated record
ACAACAACAACAACAACAACAAACUGAGAGUCAAAGAAUCGGCAGUAUGGGUACGGUGUUGUCGUCUAGUCCGCGUGACAAACGUGGCUCGGUGUAUCCGCCACCGGGUCAUCAGCACUCCGCUGAUUUCACGUUGAACAAUUUCAAUUACGAGCAACUGAACAACGCGAAGAACAGGGAGAACAAGAGUAGCGUCGCUACGGUGGCGCCGGCGCCGCCCACGAAUCAUCCGCCUACGAACAAUAACUCGUUGCAAAAUAACAAUUUGAAUUUGAACAACAAUGACAACGGGAAGAUUAUAUCGGAGAAGAACGCGCUCGAGAAGAACCUGAAGAAGCACUCAAAGAAGAAGGUGCGCGACAACCAGAACAAGACAGUCGGAUUGAAGCAACCGCUCGAUAACAUACCCAUCGUUGAUAAGAACAAGAACAUACAGACACCUCAGACGAAACCACCGGCAUCGAACAACAAUCAGACCACGCAUAACCCUACGUGCGAGAAGCUUGUGCAAAAGCCUUUACUCUCGAAGCCAAGGAAAAUCGUGAUCCAAGCCUCGACCUCGGAAUUGCUCAAGUGCCUCGGCGUCUUCCUUCACAGGAAAUGCACCCGUUUAAGAGACUUCCAGCCUGGUGAUGCUGUCAUGUGGCUGAGAACCGUCGACAGAAGCCUGCUGGUUCAAGGCUGGCAGGAUGUCGCGUUCAUCAAUCCCGCCAACGUUGUGUUCGUUUAUCUGCUGGUGAGAGAUCUGGUCGAUGGAGGCGAAGCGUCCGAGAAGGAGCUCCAAGCGACCGUGUUAACGUGCCUGUACUUGAGCUACAGCUACAUGGGAAACGAGAUCAGUUACCCGUUGAAACCUUUCCUCGUCGAGGAUAGCAAAGACAAGUUCUGGGAUAGGUGCCUGCUGAUCGUUAACCGACUUAGCUCCGAGAUGCUGCGAAUCAACAGCGAACCUGGAUUCUUCACGGAGGUCUUCACCGAGCUGAAGGCCGGUGGAGCGGGAGAUCGAGGUACUGUGAUUGGUAACAGCUUCGAGCGGAACCUCAUCGUCUCCAGAGCCGUGGUACCCACC